Messenger RNA from Melanotaenia boesemani (Boeseman's rainbowfish), 773 nucleotides. RefSeq names its product transcription factor Sox-14. Lineage: Eukaryota; Metazoa; Chordata; Actinopteri; Atheriniformes; Melanotaeniidae. Gene Ontology annotation, molecular function: RNA polymerase II cis-regulatory region sequence-specific DNA binding; DNA-binding transcription factor activity, RNA polymerase II-specific. Bases 48 to 773 code for a protein of 241 amino acids. Gene Ontology annotation, biological process: regulation of DNA-templated transcription; anatomical structure morphogenesis; cell differentiation. The transcript has a single exon. The record is from RefSeq and is a predicted model, not a curated record.
AGGGGUAAAGUUUUCCCGACUUUUUAAUUCAUUUGGUAAAACCUGAAAUGGCAAAACCUUUAGAUCACAUAAAGAGACCUAUGAACGCUUUCAUGGUUUGGUCCAGGGGCCAAAGGAGAAAAAUGGCCCGAGAAAAUCCAAAGAUGCACAACUCUGAAAUCAGCAAGAGACUCGGCGCGGAGUGGAAGAUGCUCACCGACGCAGAGAAGCGUCCGUACAUCGACGAGGCCAAGAGGCUGCGGGCUCAGCACAUGAAGGAGCACCCGGACUACAAGUACCGACCCCGGCGCAAACCCAGAAGUCCACUAAAGAGGGACCGAUUCGUUUUCCCGCUGCCGCCUUUGCUCAGUGACGCAGCGGAGCACCUGAAGGGAUUCUCCAUGGACUCUUUUCUCGUCCCCGGAGAUAAAGGUAGAGCUCUUCUCGCUCCAGCAUCUUCCUCCUCUUCCUCCUCAUUCCCGCUGUUGGACCCGGUUGCGCAGUUCCGAACCGGAGCUGUCCAACGGAUGGUGGAGAUUCCCCACGCGCUUGCUGGAGGCGCUCUGCCCUACAGCGCGCACGGCUUUGGAUACCAGACUGGAGGGUUCGGGGGUCUGCCUUGCCUCGGACAGCACACCCACGCGGCACCGUCUGGGCCUGGGUACGUGGUUCCGUGUAGCUGCAGCGCCUGGUCCGCAGCCAGCUUCCAGCCUCAGGUGGCUUAUAUCGUCUUUCCCGGAGGGACGAGCAAAGGCGGCGUGGAUUCUUACACCUCUCCAGGCGCUGAUGUGUGA